Molecule: messenger RNA, 3612 nt
Organism: Diplodia corticola
Lineage: Eukaryota; Fungi; Ascomycota; Dothideomycetes; Botryosphaeriales; Botryosphaeriaceae
Product: eukaryotic translation initiation factor 3 subunit a
Exons: 5
Coding region: 1-3612 (1203 amino acids)
Biological process (GO): formation of cytoplasmic translation initiation complex; translation reinitiation
Cellular component (GO): eukaryotic translation initiation factor 3 complex, eIF3e; eukaryotic translation initiation factor 3 complex, eIF3m; multi-eIF complex
Molecular function (GO): mRNA binding; translation initiation factor activity
Source: RefSeq, a predicted model, not a curated record
AUGCCGGGUGAACGCUUCCCGUCCGCGGCUGUCCUUGUGACGGCUUUGAAGCCGGGUGGACCGCAACCUUACUGGGGCGCGACUACGUCUGGUGCUGUCGCGGCCCGGCGUCUGCUUCGCCGACGGCGUGGUGAUCGCGGGUGCAGUGCAGUCUGUCGCACAUAUUCGUUGGCUGCCUUGGACAGUGCUAGCCGGCACGAGCAGCUGCAACCCUCACCAGUAUUGCCGUUAGCUGCGCUGUACCGAGGUGAUGUGAUUGUUCGCGCUGUGCAGCUGGAUUCGUGGCGCACCACUGGUGUCCCGUUCCAUGUGUUCCUUCCAUGGGGAUACCUAUGCCCCCGGAUUAACAGCGCGCCGAAGCUCCGGGGUGUGUGCGGUUUUCGGCGCGCCCAAGAACUCAUCGGCGUCGGCCAGCAACAGGCCGCGCUGGCCCUCCUGCACGAGCAUGUCGUCUCCAAGCGCACCCGCAACAACCCUAUCGCCUCCAUCGAGCCGAUGAUGAUUCAGUUUGUCGAGCUGGCUGUGGAACUUAGGAAGGGAAAGACCGCGAAGGAUGGUCUGUACCAGUACAAGAACACCGCCCAGAACACGAACAUUGGCACCAUCGAGCUGGUUUUCAAGAAGUUCAUCGAGCUCGCCGAGUCCAAGGUCACAACCGCCCAGGCCAAGGCCGAUGAGGUCCAGUCGACCAUCGAGACUGCCGCUACUCAACAGAACGUUGAGGAUCUCGAGGCCUCGGAGACCCCCGAGUCCAUCCUGCUCUCGACCGUUUCCGGUGAGCAGUCCAAGGACCGCACAGACAGGGCUAUCGUGACGCCCUGGCUGAAGUUCCUGUGGGAGACCUACCGGACGGUCCUGGAUAUUUUCAAGAACAAUGCCCGUCUUGAGAUUAUGUACCAGCAGACGGCCCACCAGGCCUUCCAGUUCUGCUCCAAGUAUGCCAGGAAGACCGAAUUCAGGAGGCUUUGUGAGCUUCUGAGAAACCACCUUCAGAGCGCUGCCAAGUUCUCGUCGCAGAUGCACGCCAUCAACCUCAGUGACCCGGACACCCUCCAGCGCCACCUCGACACUCGCUUUCAGCAGCUGAACGUCGCUGUCGAACUGGAGCUUUGGCAGGAGGCUUUCCGCAGCGUUGAGGACAUUCACACCCUUCUUAACCUGAGCAAGCGCCCCGCUAAGAACGUCAUGAUGGCCAACUACUUCGAGAAGCUCACCAGGAUUUUCCUCGUCAGCGAGAACUACCUCUUCCACGCUGCCGCCUGGAGCCGUUACUACAACCUCAUGCGUGUUUCCGCUGCGGCUGUUGCUUCCGGCCAGAGCUCGAAGAAGGACAACCCGGCCGUUACGGAGGCUGACAUGACCAAGGCUGCCUCGUUUGUUCUGCUAUCUGCGCUCUCUAUCCCCGUCAUCAGCACUUCUCGCUCUCGUGGUGCUCUGGUGGACGUUGAUGCGGCCAAGAACAGCAAGAAUUCUCGUCUGACUAACCUCCUUGGCAUGUCCGCUGCGCCCACCCGUGCUUCUCUCUUCAAGGACGCUUUGAACAAGGGUCUGCUGAAGAAGGCCAGGCCUGAGAUCAAGGAUCUUUACAACAUCCUCGAGGUUGACUUCCACCCGCUUUCGAUUUGCCAGAAGAUUUCCCCCAUCCUCACCCAGAUUGGUGCCGAUGCCGAUAUGCAGAAGUAUGUCCUGCCUCUUCAGCAGGUCAUCCUCACCCGUCUGUUCCAGCAGCUCUCCCAGGUCUACGAGUCUGUUGAUCUCAAGUUCGUCUUGAACCUCGCUCAAUUCCCUGAGCCUUUCCAGGUCAGCGCCGACACCAUCGAGAAGUUCAUCAUGAACGGUUGCAAGAAGGGUGAUCUCUCUAUUCGCAUCGACCAUGCCUCCGGCGUCCUUACGUUUGACUCGGACGUGUUCUCCUCCGCGAAGGCCCUUCAUCCCGGCUCCGCUGCUGGCUCGGCCGAAACCGAAGCUGGCUCGGUUCAGCGUCUCCAGAGCACUCCCGCAGAGAUCGUCCGCUCGCAGCUCACCCGUUUGGCCAAGUCGUUGUACAUCACCUGCCAGUACGUGGAUCCCAGUUUCAACGAGGAGCGCCAGAAGGCCAAGGAGGCUGCUCAGGCUAGGGCUGCGGCUGGUGCGGAGCAGGAACACCAGGAUGCUCUUGCAAGGAGAGAGGUUAUCGAGCGCAAGAAGCAGACCGCAGCCAGCGUGCUUGCUCAGAAGGAGAAGGACGAAGCGACCAAGCGCAGGAUCGCCCAACAGCAGGCCGCUGCUGCUGAGGCCCAGAGACUGGCCGAGGAGAAGAAGGCUCGCGACAUGGCCCGUCUCAAGGCCGAACAGGAGCGCAUCAAGCGCGAGGAGAUUGAGAAGCAGUUGAACGAGUUGAAGAGCGGCAUCAAGGGCGUCGAUCUGGAUCUCGAGAACCUCAACAUUGAUGAGCUCGACUCCGGCCGUAUUCGUGCUAUGAAGCUCGCCGCUCUCGAGAAGGAGAAGAAUGAGAUUGGCGAGAAGCUGCGCAUUACCGGAAAGCGUAUCGACCAUCUGGAGCGUGCUUACCGUCGCGAAGAGGUCAAGCAUCUUGCCGCAGACUACGAUGAGCAGCGCAAGAAGGAUCUUGCCGCCUACGAGAAGGCGAAGAGGGACACUCUUAGGGAGUCCAAGGAGAAGCACGACGAGGAGGUUUCCCUGAAGCACCGCCUGAGCCGUCUGGUGCCUGUUUACGAAAAGUACCGCAACCAAAUUCAGGAACAGAGGAAGGCCGAGUUCGACAAGCGCAGGAAGGCCGCCGAGAAGGAACUCAACCAGAAGAUGCAGGCUCGCGUCAAGGAGGCUCGCGAGCGCAAGAUCAGAGAAAGUCGCGAGAGGGAGGAAGAGGAGAGGAGGCGUCGCGAGGAGGAAGAGAGGAUGGCAGCCGAGGAGGACGAGAGGCAGAGGGAAGAGGAGGAGAGGAGGCAGAAGCUGCUGGAACAGAAGAUCGCACGGGAAGAGGAGCGCAAGAAGCUCGACGAAGCUGCUGCCAAGCAGCGUGCCCGCGAGGCCGAGGCCGAGGCCAAGCUGCAAGCCAAGAAAGAAGGCCGUUGGGCUCCUCCUGCCCCUGCUGCUGCCCCUGCUGCUGCCCCUGCUGCUGCCCCUGCUGCUGCCGAAGAGCGUCCAAGCGCAGGCGGUCCUCCCCGUCUCGCCCUCGCCGGCAACAAGCCGUCAUGGCGCGAACGCGAAGCCGCAAGGGCCGCUGGGGGUGCCGCUCCUGCCGAGGAAGCACCUGCUCCCGAGGCCGAGCCCCCCAAGCGCGGUGGAUACCUUCCUCCCGCUCUCCGUGGCGCCGAAGGUGGUGGGUCUGGCUGGCGUGAGCGCGAGGGCAGCGGUUCUCGCGGCCGCGAGAUCCCCCCCAGAGGAGAUUCUGGAUCUCCCGCUGCUUCCUCCGGCCGCUGGCAGCCGCCGGCGGCUCGCGGCUCGCCCUCAUCGGGCAGCCCGGCACCGCCGUCUGGAAGCGGCUACCGGCCGCCGCACCUUCGUGGCGAGCCCAGGGAGCGCGACUCUUCCGAUGCCCCUCCUCGUCCCGCCGGUGGUGCGUCUGACGGCAAAUACAGGCCCGGCAUGUUCGCAUCUCGUAGGGGUUAA